Messenger RNA from Tyto alba (common barn owl), 3832 nucleotides. RefSeq names its product ST6 beta-galactoside alpha-2,6-sialyltransferase 2 (gene ST6GAL2). Gene Ontology annotation, molecular function: sialyltransferase activity. NCBI's taxonomy places the organism in Eukaryota, Metazoa, Chordata, Aves, Strigiformes, Tytonidae. Bases 73 to 1752 code for a protein of 559 amino acids. The transcript has 7 exons. The record is from RefSeq and is a predicted model, not a curated record.
CGGGGGGCAGGCACCCCGGAGAGCCCUGAGCGCCCCGCGUCUUGCAAACUUUCUGAACUUUAACCCCUUGCAAUGAAACUUUCCAGGCGUGGUGUCUGCAUCAAGGUUUCAUUUUCCUUCACCAAUACUUCAAGGCACAGAGGAGCUGGUAAAGGCAUUGCCAUGAAACCUAACUUGAAGCAAUGGAAACAACUCAUGCUGUUUGGGAUCUUUGCAUGGGGUCUGCUUUUUCUGGUGAUAUUCAUCUAUUUUACAGAUAGCAACACUGCUGAACCAGUUCCAAGUUCCUUUUCUUACAUUGAAACUAAGAGGCUUCUACCCCUUCAAGGCAAACAGAGAGUCAUCAUGGGAGCUAUUCAUGAUCCAUCGUUCUCUGAAACCAUCGAUGGGAAUGAGGUACUUCUUAAUGAAGAUCUCUUAGGUACGUUUAAAUCAAGGACUGGAAGCAUUAAGAAAUGGACUGAUUUGGAAGAUGCUUUUAGAAAUGAAGAUGAGUUUUUUCCGUCUCAGAUAGGAAGAAAAUCAAAAAGUGCUUUCUACCAAGUGAAUGACGAUUAUUUAUUUGCUGCUGGUCAGCCUUGGUCACACAACCACCUUCCAGAGAUAGCAAAAUUCAUCUCGGCCAAUGAGGACAAUCCAAAAGUAAAUAUUUUACAGAACAACUGGAGCCAUCAGAGAAGAAUGAGGAGAAGGAGCACAAAGCACAGGAGAAGCCAGAUGCUUGAUGAAUCUGAUGACUGGGAUGGGCUAUAUUCCACAAUGUCGAAAUCCUUUCUUUAUAAGCUUUGGAAAGGGGAUGUCUCUUCCAAGAUGCUAAACCCUCGACUGCAGAAGGCGAUGAAAGAUUAUUUGAGUACCAAUAAGCAUGGGGUGCGGUUCAAGGGGAAGCGAAACUCCAAGUUGACAGGAGACCAGCUAUUCUGUGAGCUAAAAGAAAGGGUGAAUGUGAAAACAAUAGAUGGCAAGGAGGCUCCCUUCUCCACUCUUGGAUGGGAAAAGCACGUUCCCCAAAUUCCACUGGGUAAAUUGUAUACACAUGGCUUUGGGAGCUGUGCCGUAGUUAUGUCUGCUGGUGCAAUACUGAACUCCUCUCUCGGGGAUGAAAUAGAUUCUCAUGAUGCUGUUCUACGAUUUAAUUCUGCUCCAACACGUGGCUAUGAAAAAGAUGUUGGGAAUAAAACAACCAUGCGGAUCAUUAACUCUCAGAUUCUCACCAAUCCAAACCACCACUUUGUCGACAGUUCCUUGUACAAAGAUGUUAUCUUGGUAGCCUGGGAUCCUGCCCCCUACUCUGCAAAUCUGAACGUGUGGUAUAAGAAGCCGGACUACAAUCUGUUCACUCCUUAUGUACAGCACCGCAGGAAGAAUCCAAACCAGCCGUUUUACAUUCUCCAUCCAAAGUUUAUAUGGCAGCUCUGGGACAUCAUUCAGGAGAACACUAAAGAGAAGAUACAGCCCAACCCUCCUUCUUCAGGUUUUAUAGGUAUCCUCAUCAUGAUGUCCAUGUGUAAUGAAGUGCAUGUGUAUGAAUACAUCCCUUCAGUCCGACAGACCGACCUGUGUCACUACCAUGAACUCUACUACGAUGCAGCUUGUACCUUGGGGGCCUACCACCCACUGCUCUACGAGAAGCUGUUGGUGCAGAGGAUGAACAAAGGUUUGCAGGAUGAUCUGUACCGGAAAGGGAAGGUCAUUUUGCCAGGGUUCAAAGCUGUCAAGUGCCCCGAACGAAAUAAUUUCCCACACUUGUAGAAGAGAGUCCUUCAGAAACAAUGUGCAAUAAGGUACUACUGUCGUACUAUAAACAAGAAGGGAAUACUUGAAAAAUGUUUCUUAGACCGAUCUAGUCUUGAGUCUAUAAAUUGUAAUUAAGUAGCAGGCAUGAGGAAUACUUCUUUUCUGAGCCUGAGUAUUUAUUACUGCUUUGCAAAUAGUUAAAAAAAAAGGCUUAGCUCAUGAAAGAUGCAAAGGAUAUACUUAGGCAGAAAUAUAAUGUAUUGUUGUGGGUGUGACUGUCAGAAUUUGUCAGUGGUCUCCUAUGCCACAUAUGCUAGACUGUAUUUUUUUUUUUUUAAAUGAACUUCUUUAACUGUUAAACCUGGCAUUGUGAAACAGCCUCUAUUGUUCAUGUACAGAGCGGCCAGUUGAACAAUGCAGUGUUUCUCAUGGCACCACGGGAUUUUCACACUCUCCAGGAAUGAAGUAAUCACUACUCCGAACUAUGAAGUCACUGACUAGAGCAUACUUUAAUUCCCAUUCACAUGCAGGCUCAGUUGCAGACCUCCAAGUGUAUAGGGGGCAUUAUGAUGGAUAUGAAGUCAGUGCAGAGGGAGAUGGCUCUACAUACAGCUAAACCAGUUAAAAUACUGGACGUACUUUUGGUGCCAGACCCCCAUGCUCACACUGACUGCAUAGGGCAGAGGGAAGAGAGAAAUGUCUCAUUUCUUUAGAGAGCGACAAAUAUGUUUGUAACCCAUUCAGGGAAAAACUCUCCUUGGGAGGCCUAUCAAGAGUGUGUGAGUGAGAUGGGAAAGAUGCCUUCCCCUGGUCUGCACAGAUAAAGAAGAUCAAGAGAAAGCCAAGAGAGGCUGUGCAGCACAUCACCCUGAAAGCGAGCGUAGAGCGAGCUCACCUUUCUGCAGCAAAGAUAGUAUUCAGGAUUACAGACUUCAUUUGUUAGGUAUUUCAUUGGGAUCUGAAUUGGACUCACUUGUUCACAAGUUACUGCUGUUAAGAAAGUAUAGAGAGCUUUCUCAGAAGAGAAGAGGAUAUCAGCGUAUUUCAUUUAACAUUUGAAAGACCCCAGAGAAGCUGUAAUGCCUGCAAAAACCUGACUACGGAUUGCAUAUGGAGAUAAUUUGAUAUUUUCCUUCAUAACACACAAUGAGAAUAUUCUCUAAGGCACUUCUAAAAAUUCUGCCUGGUUGCUAAUGUAUUUAUAGCAUUAUUUUUCAGGGCAAGAUUUGAGUUUCAGAUUUUCCAAGUGGCCGGAGAUUAAUGUUUUGGGUUUGUUUUUUUUUUUUUUCACACAACUGUACCCUUUCUUGUAGGGCAAAUUCAGCAGGAACACAUGCACACAAAAGCACAGCUAUAUCCUACUCAUGUCCAUUCAGUAAAAGGGCAGACAGCUCAAAGAGGCACUGAAAAGAAUAGCUGAGUGACAGUGGUGAAAAGUAUUUUUUGUGUUUUGUCUUAAGCAACAGAAAGGCAAUUGAAGAGUGCACACAAUAUUAAUGACUAUUUCCUCUAUAGUAGUAAUGUAAGUAUAAUCACAGAAUCCUUUUUCUCUCACUCUGCUCUUUGAUUCUGAUGAUUUUCCUUCCUCAAAAGUGAAGAAUCUGUGUCUUACAUAGGACUUCUUUUCCCAUGUAGUCUCUUAAUUUGGGUUUAUUAAUUCUUGUAUGAUUCCUUUUGUUGACAGAAAAUAUGUCCAGAUGAUCUAAAAACUGUAAUUCUGUAUUGUGUGGAUAGUUAUGUCCAUAAAUCGUUUUGGUACAUGUUAAAUUGAUAAGUUUUACUCAUAUUAGACUUAGACUCUGGAUAUAUUACAUACCGAUUUCUUUUUAAUGUUAUGUAUGGCGGCAACUUUUAUUCUUUAAAUUAAUAACACUGUUAUUUAAUCUUGUGGAGAACAGAUAAUCUAUACAGAACUAAUCUAUUUUUCCAUAUGUUUGGAAAAAACAUAUGACGUUUGAACAGUGCAAUCAAACAUGUCUCUCUUUGCUGUACGCUGGGUUAGCUGCCGCAUGUUUGUAAAGGAAGGGAGUUGAUCAGCUUUCUAGGAGUAGUGAACAUGCUACUUUUUAAACUGGCAAUUCUCAAGUUCUGAAAA